GAGGGCUGGGUGGGCGCCGCCAUGAUAACCUGAUACCGGAAGAGGCGGGUCGCUCCUCCCUGACUGAUCCCACACCAGCACCGGCCUCCAGAUGCAGGCGGCUUUGGAGGUCACUGCUCGCUACUGUGGCCGGGAGCUGGAACAGUAUGGCCAGUGCGUGGCAGCCAAGCCUGAGUCAUGGCAGCGGGACUGUCACUACCUUAAGAUGAGCAUUGCUCAAUGCACAUCCUCCCACCCAAUCAUCCGCCAGAUCCGCCAGGCCUGUGCUGAGCCUUUCAAGGCCUUUGAGGAGUGUCUUCGACAGAACGAGGCAGCCGUGGGCAACUGUGCAGAGCAUGUGCGCCGCUUCCUGCAGUGUGCUGAGAAGGUGCAGCCGCCAGGCUCACCCACGACUGUGGAGACACAGUCGCUUCCUGCCUCCUGAGGACUCCUUUGACUGCAGGGACACUGGACAUGAGUGACUGACUACUUGAUGCCCCCACCCCUGCAGAGUGGCCAGAUGGAGUCACAAAGGCUCUGGCCCUGGGCCUGUCUUCCCUGAACAUCAGGACUCCCAAUAAAUAAAGACUCUGUAUA
Molecule: messenger RNA, 576 nt
Organism: Cynocephalus volans (Philippine flying lemur)
Lineage: Eukaryota; Metazoa; Chordata; Mammalia; Dermoptera; Cynocephalidae
Gene: CHCHD5
Product: coiled-coil-helix-coiled-coil-helix domain containing 5
Exons: 4
Coding region: 92-424 (110 amino acids)
Biological process (GO): cellular respiration
Cellular component (GO): mitochondrial intermembrane space
Source: RefSeq, a predicted model, not a curated record